Arabidopsis thaliana (thale cress) is the source of this 700-nucleotide messenger RNA. RefSeq lists its product as uncharacterized. The record is from RefSeq and is marked reviewed. The transcript has a single exon. The coding region runs from base 136 to 513 and encodes 125 amino acids. Lineage: Eukaryota; Viridiplantae; Streptophyta; Magnoliopsida; Brassicales; Brassicaceae.
UUUAAAGUAUUCUCAUGCAGAUUAAAUAAUAAGAAAUAAUAUACACCUUUUUCCUCCUUAUAUAAAUAGGCUCAACACACGUAACAUGGCCCCAAACCCUAGCAAGACUCUCUCUAAGACUCAUAUCAUUACGUCAUGAGUUCAAUAGCAAGAGACCGAAAGGAACAAAUGGUGAUCCAUUCUUCAAUCGUCUUGCUUCAAGAAAGAUUCAGACAACUUCAGAGAGCAAGAGAGUUAAGAGCUGAACGAGAGCUCCUAAACCCUAAACCUAACCACCAAGACAACAUCUUGCAAUAUUACAGCGAACCCACUAGUUUCGGUUUCUUUCAGUUUCUACCUAUAAACUCUCAAACAUCUUCGUCACAGCAGCUCCUAUCCCUCUCCUUAUGCUCACACUCCACCUCUGAAUCCAUUGAAAAGCCAAGCUUUUGUCAUCAGUGGCCAAAUAAAGAUGACAAGAAGAUGGGUGGGAUUGAUCGAUACGACGAUGUUGACACGUCUCUGCAUCUCUAAAACUAAAAUAAUUGUUCCUCCAUCUUUUUGAAGUUCUAAUUAAAUAUGUAUGUAUAUAGAGUUUGUUUUCGUCGGUAUGCUCUUCUAAAGAGUCUUCUAGGUGGUGGUGAUAUAUGUAUGGUUAAAAUGGCAAUCAUAUAUAUUAAUUAUUUCGAAGUUAAUGAUUAUGAUAUAUUUUAUAUCACGA